CUCCAGGGACCCCCCACCAGGAAGAGAUCACCGCAAACGCAGGUGCAACAGCCCCUCAUGGAGCUCCCGGGCACACCGCCCCUGCAAGAGGUCCCCGGGGAAGAGUCCCUGCCUGAGGACUCAGGCGUGCAGGUGACGCCCAGCACGCACAUUCUCUACGUGGGCCACCUGAACCCCCAGUUCUCAGUGCCUGUGCUCACCUGCCUGCUGCGAGACGCCCUGGAACGGCUGGGGCUGCCGGUGGCACGGGAGCACAUCGAGGUGGUGAGGCGACCACGGAAGGCCUACGCACUGGUGCAGGUGACCACCCACAGGGACAGCCUGGCCUCCCUCCCCUGGCGCCUGCAGACGGCCGUGGAGGAGCACCAGAUCCUCAAGGAGCUGGUGGCCCGCGGGAAGGAGCUGGUGUUGGGUGACAGCCGAGGGCCCUCGCGCGCCAGAGAGCGGGAGGACAACAGCAGCCAGAGCCCGAGCCCCAGCCCUGCCAACAGCCCCCCGGCACGGGCCCCGCAGAGGUCCCAGGACCGGCCCAGCGGCGCACGCUCCGACAGCGCCAUCGUGCACCAGGAGGUCCCGGGCCAGGAGCGCCUCUUCCAGGGCGCCUUCCUGGGCAGCGAGACGCGCAGCGUGGAGUUCAAGCGCGGCGGCGGCGAGUACCUGAGCCUGGCCUUCAAGCACCACCUGCGGCGCUACGCGUGCGCCUUCCUCAACGGCGAGGGCGGCAGCCUGUUCGUGGGCGUCGAGGACAGCGGCCUGGUGCGGGGCGUCCCCUGCAGCCACCGCGAUGAGGACCGCGUGCGCCUGCUGGUGGACUCCAUCCUGCAGGGUUUCCAGCCCCAGGUCUUCCCCGACGCCUACACACUCUCUUUCAUCCCCGUGGUCAGCACCAUCGCCUCCCCCACCCCCCUCAAGGUGAUCCGCCUGAGGGUGCGCGCCCCCAGGGCCCAGGCCGAGCCGCAGCUCUAUGAGACUGACCAGGGGGAGGUGUUCUUGCGGCGGGACGGGAGCAUCCAGGGCCCGCUGUCUGUCCACGCCAUCCAGGAGUGGUGCAAGCAGAAGUGGGUGGCGGAGUUGCGCACGCUGCAGGAGAGGGUGAAGGUGCUGACGGCGGAGAAGGAGCAGCUCCGGCAGCAGCUGAAGCACCAAGGACCCGGCUCCCGCACCUGCUGCGUCCUGUGA
Messenger RNA from Prionailurus viverrinus (fishing cat), 1179 nucleotides. RefSeq names its product schlafen like 1 (gene SLFNL1). Lineage: Eukaryota; Metazoa; Chordata; Mammalia; Carnivora; Felidae. The record is from RefSeq and is a predicted model, not a curated record. The annotation marks the transcript as partial. The transcript is spliced from 4 exons.